AAUUGAGAGGAAUUGGAAGUGCAAAUUUCAGAUAAUAGGUAUGUUGAGAUGAUGUAGAAACCACAUUUACCUGCUUAUUGCGACUGUCCUAAUUCCUAAUUGAAGUGGUAUCAGCAGCAGUGUUCUCAACUGUUGCUUGGAAUCCUGUCUUUGAGUUGCCAUUGGAGAUUGGAAAGAUACACCGAUCAUCAGCUUAUGUUGCCAGCUGGAUUAUUCAUCAUCCAGUACUGUCAAACAGCUUUGGUGUUGCCAUGAUAUUAAGGUGGUAACCAGCCAAAGUGCUGUUCUAAUCCCGAGCUUACGUGAGCUCGGGUGAACAGUAAAAUCAAAAUAAAAUAAAAAAGUUCAAAAAUUCUGAUUUUUUUUUGUCAAACAUUGAAAAAUGUUUUCAUUGCUUGCAAUUUUUCAUCCUCGGGUGACAUUCGUGGAAAAUGCAGCAAAAAAUAAAGUAUGCUCCAAAAUGCUUUGAAAAAUAACAUUUCGGAACAUCGAUUAUUUUUGCCACGUCUUCCGGUGUUCAAAUUUAGCAAGAAACAAAAACAUUUUGCCACUAUUUAAUACAAAAAAAAUCACUUUUCCUGAUUUUUUUUAAUUUUACUCUUCUUUCGAUGAUAUCAUCUAUGCGCCGUGAAGCUGCUGGUGAGUCGAUUAGAAUUCGCACGAACGGGACGUUUUGGUGCACAUCUUACAUUGAAGAACAGAGGAUGUACAUGUUCAUGGUGGCUCCAAGAACACAUGCAUUUAACGGCUGGCUGUGCCGAUGACAACACAGUAGUGUGAAUUUUUGAAUGAAUAGCAAUUGUACCUACUUGUCACAGCAGCAACAAAAAAGACUAUCGGAGUACAACAGAAGCGAUGCUUAUCGCGUACAAGUAAAGUGGACAUCGAAAGGUAAACAAGAAGAUCAGAGUGGCGCAGCGGAAGCGUGGUGGGCCCAUAACCCACAGGUCCCAGGAUCGAAACCUGGCUCUGAUAAUUGUUGGUUUUUUAAUUUUUUUGGCCCAUUGCUGUCCAGUUUUGGGCCCACGUACGAAUUUUCUCUAACCGGGGUUCAUUUUUCUAUUGGACCCGUUUCUUCUUUUUGAGUCGUUCGGCCCACUUCUUCUAUGCAUAAAUAUAUACAUCUGCUCUAUCACGAGCUGGGCUUUGUGUCUGUAACUAGUCCUGUCUUCUUUUUUAUAUUUCCUUUUUUUUUUCUUUUCUGAAUUACAUUUCUAUAUUUUCAUUCAUCUAGUUUGUAACUAGGCUAGCUUUUCACAGAAAAGGACUUGCACCAUGAGUUAACAUCCGAAUAUAUAGUUUUACUUUGAGAGUGCUUUUCUUUGAAGAGAUGCUCGCGCGGGAAGUGGUAGACACCAUCUAAUUUUUAUUUUUAUUUUACUGUUCAUCCAAGCUCAUCAUCACCAUGUGUUAUUAUUCGUCAUCGGAUUCUCUACUCUUCUUUUGAUGACACCAUCUGCGCAUUCCAAAGCUGCUGGUGAGUCAAUUAUAAUUCCUACAUACGUACGUUCAUGUCGGCUUCCGGAAUGCAUGCAUGCAACGACUGGCUGUGCCGACGAAACCACAAUCCUGUGAAUUCAAAUCACAGCGACAAUAAAGGAUCAAAGAAGAACCCUUCCCAUGGUGUGAAAAGAGAAGGUAAGAAUGGGACCAUGUUAUAAGCCUAGAGGAGAUAUAGAUAGAGAUAGAGAUAGAUGAAAACACCCCCUGAGAUUUGUUAGGAAUUAAUAGAGUACAAAAGAGAUAUAAUUUAUUAAUAGCAAAACAUAAAAUCUAUUCAAUGCUUACCUUUUUCAAUGGGUUUAUUGAAUUGAGUGCCCAAGAUUAACAUACUCAUCAAGUAUUUCCGUAUUUACGAUCCCUACUAUAUAUAUGAACCAUCUAGAGACGACAUGUUAUCAAACACCAUAAACACCACAUAUACUCAUCAAGGUAGUCGUGGCACAAACCAUGAGGAACUGGCAACAAGCUCUCUCGUGUCUCGCCCUCCUCCUCUUCAUCCUCGUCUCGUCCAGCGCUUCCACUCUAGAUGACACAUGCAAGUCCGUCGCCGCAAGAAACAAGGACAACUCCUACAACUACUGCAUCUUGUUCUUCCAGGCCAACAACACCAGCCCCACCACGGACAAGCGCGGCCUCGUCGUCAUCGCCACAAAGAUCACCCGAGCAGAGGCCGCAAACACCCGUGACCGCAUCGACGCCCUAAUGGCCUCGGGGACGAACAAGAAGGUCAACGGGUGCCUCUCUGAGUGUCGCGUGCACUACACGAUCGCGCUGAACUGGCUCGAAGCCGCGGCGAAGGGCAUCGAGUCAGGUAAUUUGCAGGACGCGGAGGUGACCCUCAGUGGAGUGAUACUGGGCAUCGACACCUGCGAGGAAGGGUUCCGCAAGCUAGGCAUCAAGUCGCUUCUAGCCGUCGAGGAUGCCACGUUCACUGCAGGCGGCUCCAUCGCUCUCACUAUAACAAGCAUGUUGUAACUCGCUGCCGCCGAGGAUGCGUGAAUAUGGCUAACGGUUUUAGCUAUACUAGUCCAGGAUCAUCUCGAUCGAUCAAUAAACUCUUCGAACCUAUAAUUCAGAUCAGUGAACUUUGCAAGUACUUUGGA
Molecule: messenger RNA, 2606 nt
Organism: Aegilops tauschii subsp. strangulata
Lineage: Eukaryota; Viridiplantae; Streptophyta; Magnoliopsida; Poales; Poaceae
Product: pectinesterase inhibitor 2-like
Molecular function (GO): enzyme inhibitor activity
Source: RefSeq, a predicted model, not a curated record